Molecule: messenger RNA, 3193 nt
Organism: Mugil cephalus (flathead mullet)
Lineage: Eukaryota; Metazoa; Chordata; Actinopteri; Mugiliformes; Mugilidae
Gene: ube2wb
Product: ubiquitin conjugating enzyme E2 Wb
Exons: 6
Coding region: 511-900 (129 amino acids)
Source: RefSeq, a predicted model, not a curated record
UCGCAUAUUUACAAUUUUACCCGACGUCCGGCUUGGUGUUUCUCGGCGGUUUAUCAACCGCUUCCUCCUCGUACGCGUGUGCGCUCACGGCGAUAAUGGCGUUCGCGUGAAAAGCGGCGACAUUUGUCCCAAAAACUGUCCAAGCUUCAGCGGUUUAGUCUUUACUAGCAACACAACUAGAUCACCACCACCACCACCACCACCAUCAGCAGCAGCAGCAGCAGCAGCGAGGAGGAGGAGGAAACUAGCUUCCUGGAGGGGAGACGGCUGUAUUUUCCAAGCAAAAAACGCGCUGAUAAUAAUAGUAAUAAUUAUAUUAAUAAUAAGUGCGUGGGGGACGUGUUUUUCCUUUUCCUGAGCUGGAAUGAAUUGUAAUUGUUGUUGUGGUUCACUACGAGCAGCCAACGAGACGGUGCGCAGAUUGAAGAAGUUCCAGUUUCCUCCUCCUGAGCUGAACAGAAAAGGCUACAAAAGGAGUUAUUAGCCCUGCAAAAUGAUCCACCCCCAGGCAUGACGCUCAACGAAAAAAGUGUACAGAACACCAUCACGCAGUGGAUUGUAGAUAUGGAAGGAGCACCCGGAACACUGUACGAAGGAGAGAAAUUUCAGCUGCUUUUCAAAUUUAGUAGUCGAUAUCCCUUUGAUUCACCUCAGGUAAUGUUCACAGGAGAGAAUAUACCUGUCCACCCACACGUGUAUAGCAACGGUCACAUCUGUCUGUCUAUUCUAACGGAAGAUUGGUCGCCGGCCCUCUCAGUGCAAUCAGUUUGUCUUAGCAUUAUCAGCAUGUUGUCCAGCUGCAAAGAAAAGAGACGACCGCCUGAUAACUCCUUUUAUGUAAGAACGUGUAACAAAAAUCCAAAGAAAACAAAAUGGUGGUAUCAUGAUGAUACAUGCUAAUGUACAAACUUUGUAAUAAUCGUAGAAGACAGAAGUCCUACUGACCUACGUAAAGCACUUUUUAAUCAUUCAGUCUUUGAACUCUGACCUUUGACUGGAAAAAUGGACACCACGCGCUGGAGGCUCUUGACUGCAUUUCCCUCACGGGCGGUUGGCUGCAUGUUUUAGUUGGUUGUAAUAUAGAAAAAUUGAAAGUGAUGGAUAGAUGCACCCAAGAUGGAUCGUUUUUUUUCCGACGAAAAAAAAAGAGGGGGUGGCAAUGCAGCGAGCAGGAAAACGCAGAUUUGUAGUGAGAUAAUUAUAAUUCCUGUUUUAAGAUUAUUCUUGUUACUUUUUUGUUUGUGUGUGGGUGCAUUUUAAGGUCCUUGUGUUGUGCAAUAAUAACUGAUGGAUGCAUGCUUGGGCCUGAAAAGAGAAAUCCAAAUCUUUAAUUGUCUUCUGGAAGGGAUCUGAUCAUCAAAACCCCAAGGAAAUGCUUCAUCUGUUUUUUUUUUUUUAUUAUUAUUCUUAUUCUUAUCAUAUGCACUGUGAAAGUAUCUAGUUUAAAAAAAAAAAAAAAGGCACUAUUAGUACGAUAUUCCCAGCUUGCAGAUGUACUGUGAGCAGUCCUCUACUUAUUCAUCAGGUUUAAGUUUGUAACCACUGUGUCGAGAUACACGCGGUUUUCUUCAUCUUCCAGCUCCCGGUUGCGGUUCUUCCUGCCGUCGAACAGAAUGUCGGUACAGAUGGGAAUAAAAAAUCAGAUUAGACGAUACAUCUCGUAGUCAUCCAGUGACCUCAGUGUACAUCUCCUAGAGUUACGACGGGCUGAACUCCUGCACUGUUCACUAGUCCGGCCUUUAAGAUGUGCAGCAGCCUCUCUUCCAUUUAAAGAAUGUCUGUGAGAGAACAUUGUCGCACGAUCCAUUUUUAUUUGUAUGAUACUUUGAUACUUUUAUUUUAUUUCAUGCUUUAAUCUAAAAAGGUUUGAUUUUAAAUGUUUUUUUUUUGUACGGUUUUUCAACUAGCUGAUGAUUUGAAAAGGGGACCUGGGAUUGUUUCGAUGGGUCAGUAUGCUUUUUUUUUUUUUUUUGUAUUUGUUAUUUUUAUUCAAACCGUUUUACGUUUGAUCUCCAGAACGGCAACGAAUGACAGUCUGUCUAGAAGUCGUAGAGACGAGGCUUUUGUGAUUCCCCCUGGUCAGAGUUUUGGCUCAGGUACUUUUUUCAAUGAAGAGAUCACGUCUAAGAAAAAAAAAACUAAAAAAAAAAAAAAAAAAAAGAUACCUAUCAGAUAUUUUGAAUUUAACUAUAUUUUCACCAAAAGAGACUGUUAUGUUGUAAACUUGUAACAUGUCUGAAACUUGUACAUAAGUCUUUGAUGAGAGAACUUAGCGGAGGAUGCGUUUUCUUUAUAGCAGGACGAUUAUAGGAGUGCUUUAUUUCCUUGGAAGAUUAGUCUGCAUCUUUUUUUUGCUAACUAGGAUGUGUACAGUCUGCAACAAACAGUUAAAAGUAGUAGUUUUACAGCGGGGUCGCAUGCAGUUUUAAACCCUGCUUUUUUGUAAUUGGCAUCAAACAUUGUGGCAACUUCUAGUCUUUCCAUAACUACGGUUAAUGGUUUGUUGGAUGGACGUUACAAAGCUCAACCUCCAGAUGCUGUAAUCACUCCAUUCCUAAAGAGAUGUUUAUUGCCAUCCAGUCAGAGAUACUUGAAUUUUUUCCAUUUUGGGUUUGUUUGUUUUUACUUUUUUUUUUUUUUUUUUUUUUUUUCCAGGGUCUAGUUUCUUGAAUGAACAUGAGUGAAUGUGAUGAUGCUCUAUACUGUAGAGGAGAUUACCACAGCACACCGCUAUCUCAAACAAAACGAAACAAAAAACAACCUAUAUUGUUAACUUAAAAACAUAUAUUUAACCAAUGACUUUUUUUGUUUUUUUGUUUUUUUAGCUUCUUUGUCUUGUCGGCUGUGAGAAAGACGAUAGGACUUUUGUGUAAAUGCAGUCAAGGAUGGAGACAAAGGGCCUUCAGGCAGUAGAUCAGUGGAGAUUUGAAAAACUUGCGCGUGAAUAUGUUACACAAGUUUGGAUGUGAUGUUUUCUUUUUUUUUUAAUUUUAUUCUUAGGUUGCUUUUUUUUUUUUCCUUUUCGAUGUGGUUUGAACUCUUAGCUUGCAGGUUGUUGUGAGUGAUCAACACUAAUGAGGGUGUGUUAUUUAUAUUUUAAAUUUUUUUUGUUCUGGGAUGUGCAAGCUCCAUGUAAUAGGUGCCUGUUCAUUUUCAUAAUCAAUAAUAAAAGCAAAGAUUCACUUUUAUUCAA